AUGUUUUUCAGACAAAUUUGUUCACGCAGCAGAGUUGGGCUCUACUCGGGCGUUUUGCCAAAGGUGAAUGUGCGCUUGCAGUCCACAAAGGCCGCCGCUUCCAAGGGCCAGCUGACGCCUGAGGAAUUGGAGCUAGCAAAGAAAAUGACCUGGGAGCAGUUUUUGACGUUGAGAAAGGAACAGCACCGCAUGUCCUUGCUUGGAUCCGGUAUCUCGAGUUUUCUCGCCGUUGCCAUUUCGUGGGGCUACGUUUCGCAGAUCGAAAUUGACCCUACAGAGACCAUAUUCGGACUAGACACUUUCACCGUUCACAUUGGAGGCAUUUUGGCGAUGGGAGUGCUGGGAUUCCUGGUCGGGCCUAGUCUGAUUGGCGACCCGCUGUUUGCGCUGAAGAACCGCAAGCUCAUGGACAGCUUCCGCAUCAAGCAGAAGCUUUUUCUCAAGCACAUAAUCAAGCGCAGAGUCGACGCCUCCAGACAGAGCAUGAACAACCCUGUGCCGGACUACUACGGCGAGAAGAUCGGGUCGCUCAGGGACUACAGACAGUGGCUCAGAGACUGUAACGAGUACAGACGCAAGGCCAGAGAAUUCCUGUAG
Ogataea angusta is the source of this 597-nucleotide messenger RNA. RefSeq lists its product as uncharacterized. The coding region runs from base 1 to 597 and encodes 198 amino acids. NCBI's taxonomy places the organism in Eukaryota, Fungi, Ascomycota, Pichiomycetes, Pichiales, Pichiaceae. Gene Ontology annotation, biological process: protein import into mitochondrial matrix. Gene Ontology annotation, cellular component: PAM complex, Tim23 associated import motor. The transcript has a single exon. The record is from RefSeq and is a predicted model, not a curated record.